AUGCCCCGCUCCGACGAAGCCGAAUGGUGGAUCAACGCCGUCUACGAAGCGAUCCAAGAAAUCCCCCGCGGCCGAGUAACCUCCUACGGCCAUAUCGCCUGCCUCCUGGGAUAUCCUAAACGCCCCCGCCAAGUCGGCGUAAGCCUCAAACAUCUGCCCUCUGCGCCGUCGAAUCCCGAGACAGAGACAGUUGUAGAGGCAGAGGCAGAUAGCGAAGAAGAGCCCGCCGCAACCCCAUUCUUUCACUCCGGGAACGUCCCGUGGCAGCGCGUGAUUAAUUCCAAGGGGAUGAUUUCGCAUCGAGGACCAGGAAGUGCAGAGCGGCAGGCUGAAGUGCUGCGAGCGGAGGGCGUGGAGGUGGAGGUGGAUAGUAUGGGGGAGUACUAUGUGGAUCUUGGGCGGUUUGGGUGGUUUCCGGAUGUGUUGCCGAGUGAGGAAGGGUUGGAGUCGGAUGGAGAUGGGGAGGGCGAGGGGGAGGGGGAGGGAGAGAGCAAUAUCUCGUAA
Aspergillus brunneoviolaceus CBS 621.78 is the source of this 504-nucleotide messenger RNA. Its product is annotated as MGMT family protein. Gene Ontology annotation, molecular function: catalytic activity. The coding region runs from base 1 to 504 and encodes 167 amino acids. Lineage: Eukaryota; Fungi; Ascomycota; Eurotiomycetes; Eurotiales; Aspergillaceae. Gene Ontology annotation, biological process: DNA repair. The transcript has 4 exons. The record is from RefSeq and is a predicted model, not a curated record.